AUGGCAGAGGACGAGGGCGUCCGCCAUCUACCGGGCAUUAUGCCCCUCGACGCUCGAAGGCGGGAGCAAUCCCGUCAAAGAAUGGAGAAAGAACUCGAGGAUCAACUUCGACAAGAAAAACGGCCGGUGACCUCGAAACGCAUGGACAUCGAGGAACCCCGAGUCAUCUCGAAGGAAGACCUGCUACACUGCGGUCAUAUGGUCCGUCACAUAGUCCCCGGAAUCCGAGUUGAUGGCACGCUUGAAAGGAGAGCACGCGAGGUGGAAGAGCGCGGAGCCCAACUUGCGGAAUCCGUGAAAAAGUUGCAGGAGGAAAACAGCUCCCUACGGAGGCGCCUAGAAGAACUAGAGGCGUCUGCCACGCAAAGUAAGCAGCCAAAGGGCAAAGGUAUUGGGAAAAAGUCGGCCAAGCCUGCACCUGCUCCCGCCCCGGCUCCCACUAUCCCCGUUCCUGUUGCUGGGCCCUCCAGCGCCCCGCCGCAAGUCAUAGCGGGUCCCUCCUCGGCGACGGCGGCUGUGACGCCCACGACGGCACCAACAGCCAGAAAAACCGCGAGAAGAACGGUGCACCUGAAAGAGGAAGGCGCCAGGCCCCAAAACAAGAAGGGAGGAAAGAAAGGACAGGCAGUGCAACCAGCGCCGGAGCCCCGUCCGCUGCCGCCGGCCUGCGUCAAUGGAUACGCCGUGGGUAGUGGUGGCCAAGAAGUCAAAGAAAGGAAGCCCGCUACAGCGCAAGCGGCCAAUGCACAGCCGCCGCAGCCGACGCGCAGGGCGGAGCCCAAAUUGCGGCCGCCACGCUCCGCGGCGGUUAUCAUUUCCCUAACGCCGUCGGCGGUGGCCAAGGAGCUGUCGUACAAACAAAGUACUGACGGACGCCCAGGCGAGUUGACCUCACCGGCCUUGAUAUCAGCAGGUUGA
Messenger RNA from Manduca sexta (tobacco hornworm), 918 nucleotides. RefSeq names its product transcriptional regulatory protein AlgP-like. The transcript is spliced from 3 exons. Bases 1 to 918 code for a protein of 305 amino acids. Lineage: Eukaryota; Metazoa; Arthropoda; Insecta; Lepidoptera; Sphingidae. The record is from RefSeq and is a predicted model, not a curated record.